AAGCUUAAAAAAAUAAUAAAAAUAGACAGGCAGACAGAGAGAAAUUGGGGCUUGAGGGCUGACCGAGGGGGGAAUGGAGCUCGAGGCCAGGUUAUGAAGAGGCCUGGAGUGAGACGGGAGCCGCUGCGAUUGCCUCUCUGGCAGAGGAAAGAGAUGCACUCUUGCCCAGCUCUAGGCUCCUCCCUCCCAGCUUCCAGUUUGUCCAUCAUGCAGCCCACGGCAGAGACGGCUGAUGAAUUAGAAAUCAUCGAUGAACUGAUUAAGGAAGAUGGCUUCGAGGUGGAUCCCUUCUCGCUUCCCCCCAGGGUCUCGCUUAACGGGCCAGCCGAGCUGAUCCCCAAACGCUCCAACUUAGCAUCACCAGCCGGAAUGCCGAGACCAGCUGAGCCGAUGGGCAUGAGCCUGUCGCGGCCCUACGGCUCCUCCUGUUUCUCAGCCUCUGUGCUGCGAGACCCGUCUCCUUCCCAGCUCUCUCAGAACCUUAACAACUUGACAAUAAGGCCCCAGCUGGUUCCAAGGGGGACGUCCCUCCUGUUGCUGCCCAGUAGCAGAUGCUCUGAUGACUCGUGGCCCCCUGCCCCCUCUUCCCUGCGUCCUGGGAUGUCCCGAGAGCAGUUGGACGACAUCAUCCAGGAGCCGCCCAGGCUGGUGAUCACGGAGCAGCCCAAGCAGAGGGGCAUGCGUUUCCGUUACCAGUGCGAAGGCAGGUCGGCUGGAAGCAUCUUGGGCGAAUUCAGCACCGAGACCAACAAAACUCUGCCGACCAUUGAGCUGCAGAACUUUGCAGGCAUCCCAGAAGCGAAGGUGACAGCAUGCUUGGUGUGGAAGGAUUGGCCUCACCGGAUCCACCCUCACAGCCUGGUGGGGAAAGACUGCAACAAUGGUCUCUGCGAAGUGACGCUGAAGCCCCGAGCCAACCCCAAGCACAGUUUUAACAACCUUGGGAUCCAGUGCGUGAAGAAGAAGGACAUAGAGGAAUCCAUAGAGAAAAAGCUGCAACUUGGGAUUGAUCCUUUCAAAGCUGGCUCAUUAAAAAAUCACCAGGAGGUUGACAUGAAUGUGGUCAGGAUUUGUUUUCAAGUCUCAUACCAAGAUCGCACAGGGAAGACGCGACACCUCAGCCCUGUUCUUUCAGAACCCAUCUUUGACAAGAAAUCCACAAACACGUCGGAGCUGAAAAUCUACCGGAUGAAUAAGGAGUAUGGCAGCUGUACGGGUGGAGAGGAGCUCUAUUUGCUGUGUGAUAAAGUCCAGAAAGAAGACAUCUCCAUCAUCUUUCGAAGGGACAAGUGGGAGGGGAAAGCUGACUUUUCCCAAGCCGAUGUUCACCGGCAGAUUGCCAUCGUCUUCAAGACGCCACCGUACCAGCACCUUGACAUUGUGGAGCCGGUGGAGGUGGAGGUAUACCUCCGCCGUUUGACGGACAGCGUCUCCAGCGACCCCUUCAACUUCACCUACCUGCCAAAGGACAACGACACUUACCGGGUCAACAAAAGGAAGCAAGGCAUGCCCGAUGUCCUAGAGGAGCUCUCUGGCCCAGACCCUCACGGGAUCGAAGCCAAAAAGAAGAGAAAGAAGCCAGGGUACAUGGACCAUUUCAACUUGACUCCGUCCGCAGAUGGCUCCUUGACCGGUUCGGAAGACAGGAAUAGCCUGAGCAACUUGGAGCGUAUCACCGUGCCGGACCUGUUUGAGGACUACAACCUGGGCCAAGACUUCUCUUCCUACAACGGCCCCACCUUGAGCGAUAUCCUGCUGCCAGCUGCUAUGGACUUCCCAGAUUCCGCAGAACAGGAGUUCCUGCUGGAUGCUUAUUCCAUCCACUCUGGCAUCUCGGCCCCCUUUCCGUUCCCUGUGGAUUGUGACCCAGAGGGCACGGCCAGUUUGGUGGGGAGCAGCAUGUUCCCCAGCCAGUACAAGGAGGCCGAAGCGCGACUGGAGAUGGAGACCAAGCUCAAGUCAACAGACAGCGCUGCAACCUUGUGAAGGAGCGUGGGCCCACCGUGGCCUGGGAGGGAAGGGGCCUCGCUCUCCAUUUUGAAUCUUACCAGUAGCAGAGAGAUCCCUGGGCAAAGCAAACGGGGAUGUUUUCCCUACUGGCAAACUGAAGAGGGGGAAAUUACAUUGAUCUCUAUCGGGGAUCCUUGACAGGCGUCCCUUAGGGAGAUAAGACAUGGCGUGAAUGGAAGGAAGGAAGAUUGCACUAAUAACUGAAUUGCAGGGGAGGGAAGUGCCCUCAGUGUUAGUCCCCUGCUUUGGCUUCCUAGUUUCUCUUCCUCAGUUUUCCCCAUCUGUAAAAUCGGGUCAACAACACUGACUUGUUGUGCUAGGGCAAAAACGUCAGACUAGCAAAUGUAGUCUUGUUAGUUUCAUGGGUGUACCCCUAAGGCCUUUUCCUCUGCUUGAAGAUUUAUGCCGAUCUGUCGUGGAACGUUUUGUACUUCGGAUUCUUUUUUGCAAAUCCACACACACUGCAAUAGCUAAUGGGCGGCCUUGUGUUUUGGAGUAGCUCAGGAGCUGAUCUAACAUAGAUACGUAGCGGUAUAUUCCACAAGGACAUGUCUUUCAAUACAUUUAUGAAGUCAUGAGACUUAGCUGUUGGUGUUGCCCUAACAGUGACACUCCUGGUUUUUCUCUCUAGCUGCUGCAGAUACCUAUCUAGAGGUGCCAAGGAUUGAAUGUGUGACUGCCCACAUGCGAUGAAUGUACUUAUUCUCUAAUGCAGAAUUACAAACUCUCCCUCUCAUCUUCUCUGUGCAAAGCAAGCCUCUUGGGGCUGAAAGCUUGCACCACUUUUAAACUGUGCACUUGAGGCUGUCUGAUACGGCUAGGUACAGAGACAACAGACAGCAUUGCAAGCCAGGAUAUUGUCGGGUCGGAGGCUGUGCUUCUCUUCCCCCUGUAUAGGCUACAACAUGUCACUAGCAUGGAAGUGCUAUGUGGUACAUCAAAAUCUUUUUUAAAUGUCCAUGUCCACUAGGCAGGGGUGUUGUAGAGCUGAGGAAAUGUGCUCACAGUAAAAAAACUGGUGAGCACCUAACAUUGUUGUGCAUUUCAGAAUGUUUCUUGUAACUGCAGAUCCUCGUACCCCUGCCUACUGGCCAGCCAGAAUCUUGCUGAGCUCUUUCAUGGUUGUUAAAGGUUUCUUAAGGUAUUCCCCAAGCACUUGUCAAGCCUAUCUGUCCAGCCUUGGGGCCUAGACAUUUAGGGUGCUUCCAAACAAGGACUUAAUGCUUUGAAUGGGUCACCGAGAUCUCGCAAACAGGUCGUUGGCAACCAUUUUUGUUUUUCUCUUUAACUUCUUUGGGUUUUCCCUGCAAAGGGGAAAUCCAGAUUUAAUGGAGGGGAGGGGAGAAAAAGGCUGGCGUUGUGAUGACAGAAAAACAACAACGCAUGUGUUAAGGAGCGAGUAUUAUAGGCCUUGACUUGACUCUAGCGUCCUGAGUGUAAAUUUUUGACAUCUGGAACCAGAAAACCACGGUGUGUUUUUCCUAAGGGGUUGCAUUGUAACUAAAUCCUAGUCAGAGUAGACCCACUGAAAAUCAAUGGGCCUAAGUUAGUCAAGUGUAUUAAUUUAAAUGGGUCUUCUCCAGUGCUAUUUUUCUAGAAAAA
Molecule: messenger RNA, 3612 nt
Organism: Podarcis muralis (Common wall lizard)
Lineage: Eukaryota; Metazoa; Chordata; Lepidosauria; Squamata; Lacertidae
Gene: RELB
Product: RELB proto-oncogene, NF-kB subunit
Biological process (GO): inflammatory response; innate immune response; positive regulation of transcription by RNA polymerase II
Cellular component (GO): nucleus; cytoplasm
Molecular function (GO): DNA-binding transcription factor activity, RNA polymerase II-specific; RNA polymerase II cis-regulatory region sequence-specific DNA binding
Source: RefSeq, a predicted model, not a curated record